AUGUCAUCACUGGAGCAGAUGAAAAAGGACUGCCUGCCUUCUGGAACCCUGUCCUCCACCUCUUUAAAAGGCACUUUAACUAAAAUCCAGAGCAGAAGACACAAAGGAAAGAAACUCCUAGUAAAUGACCAAGAGGAGACGGACGCAGAAUGUGAUAUCUGCAGUCGCAGUCGCACAGUCCGCAGGAUCCUGGUGGCCUGCGUCGUCUCGUUCCUCGCUCUGUUUUUCGCCAUGGCCUUGGACUUCAGCUCCAGCUUGGCUCAGUGGCAGGUUACUGAGAACUGCCUGAGUGAUCUGACCUCCUGUAGGACUAAUGCCACGCUCCAGAUUAUCACUGAACUUCAAACGAUGAGGAGCUCAUGCUCAUCAAAUAAGAGCAGAGAUGAAGAGUCAUUACCAUGCUCCUUAUCUGAUAUAUUGUCUGUGAUCAACCACCGCUGUACAGCAGUAGAACUGGACAGUAUUGGACAGCCUUGUGGUUCAGAACUUGCUGAGUUCUGUAGCCAUCUUCAGUCUGAUGUUUUGAACUUUGUUAAUGAGACAUUGGAUGAUGAACCGAUUGAUGGUAUUAAUGGAAGUACCAUCACUCUUGUGAUUGAAAAAGUAUUAUACAUCUCUGGAAUCCAAGAUGUGGACAUUAGUCUUCUGAAGCAAAGCUCAGACUGGGCUGAUAUACUAACUUUAAAACUUCUCGUCAAGCUGCAGGAACUCAACUAUCAGUGGAUGUUCAAUGAAGGAGGACCAGACUUCCAGCACAAAUGGUCUCAAACAAUGGCCAUUCUGAUGAUCCUUCAGAACCUGUCGGAGAGCUUUCAGAGCUGCUGGAUGGAGAACCUUGGCCUGGAGCUCUACUUAACCCCAGAACCAAAAGUAUCCCACCCACUUCUCACUCUCUACAGCCCUGGAUUCUCUUUAGAAGGGGCCUCCAUGCUCGUUCUCGCUCUGGAAAACAUCCAGAACUGCUUUCUGGCCGGAACCACAUUCACCCUAAAGAUGAAAUCCAGAGAUAUCUCCUCCAGCAUCAGCCUAAAAAUAUGUCUCCUGACCAUCGCGUGUCUCAUCUACCCCAUCGUGCUGCUCUCCUUUAAGGAAAUGACAGAGUGGAUCCAGGACUACGCUCAGAGUCUGAAGCAUAGAACAGAAGACCUGAAGACUCAGAGGCGACUGGCUGAGGAUCUCCUCCAUCAGAUGCUGCCCAAGUCUGUGGCCAAGCAGCUUCGCAGGAAAAGACACGUGGAAGCUGAGAGCUACGAGAGUGUGACCAUUUUCUUCUCAGACAUCGUGGGCUUCACUGCUAUAUCAGCCUCCUGUACUCCACUGCAGGUUGUUGAAAUGUUAAACAAUCUCUACAUGUGCUUCGACACACGCAUAGACUCUUACGAUGUUUACAAGGUGGAGACAAUUGGUGAUGCGUACAUGGUGGUGAGUGGGCUUCCAGAGAGAAACGGGGAGAAACAUGCAGAUGAGAUCGCUAAGAUGUCUCUGGAUCUGGUGGCGGCUGUGAGACAGGUUCUUGUUCCCCACAUGCCCAACAAACGCCUGCAGCUCCGAGCAGGAAUACACACAGGUAGAGUAAAAGUCCUGUCAGUGUUUACACACUUUACAUUUUAA
This is a messenger RNA of Astyanax mexicanus (Mexican tetra), 1611 nucleotides long. RefSeq lists its product as uncharacterized. NCBI's taxonomy places the organism in Eukaryota, Metazoa, Chordata, Actinopteri, Characiformes, Acestrorhamphidae. The transcript has 4 exons. Gene Ontology annotation, molecular function: guanylate cyclase activity; peptide receptor activity. The record is from RefSeq and is a predicted model, not a curated record. Gene Ontology annotation, biological process: intracellular signal transduction; cGMP biosynthetic process; receptor guanylyl cyclase signaling pathway. The coding region runs from base 1 to 1611 and encodes 536 amino acids.